GUGCACUCUGGGUGCUCAAAUUUUCCACAGCUGACUUGCCUGAGAGUUGUGUUCAACCGAUGUCAUGCUAUGUUGGUACAGUAACUGUGUAGUCAGCUAACUGUGUGCAUAUAUAUAUACACACGACAGAAACAUGAUCAUCUGACUUCAACUGGCAAUCACGAAACAGGAGAUGGACAAGCAGAGCAAAUUGUCACCUGUAGUCCAGCCCUUUGUUCCAAAAGUCCAGCAGGAAGGGAGAUUGGAGGCCCCUAAACAACUGACAACUUCACUGCCCCUGACACUACCAAACCCUUAUCUGUUAGAUCAAGGUUCUAGAAGGCAUCAGGCUGGUAAGUCUACUUCAGGUGACGGCUCGAGAAAGAGCCCCAGGCAGAGGCCAUCAACCACUGAUGGUAUGCGAGGAGACGCACAGAGCAAGCAUGGCUACAUCAGCAGCCGUCGUACCAAAGGGACAACCGAGACCAGUGCAUACACAGCUGGAGAACGACUCAUACGUGAUCAGCAGACAAAGGCAUCAAAAUCUAGUUCUGAGUUUGGUUCCCAGGACAAUAACAUGAUCAGGACAUCCUUGGAUGCACCAAGAAGAGGGGGUUUUAGAGGGACCAGAUCUGCCCCAAAGUCAUCAGAGAGAUCUGAACCUGCCCAGUUGGAUCUUGUCACGUUUGAGGUGAAAAUGGCUGAAUUCCCAGAGCUGGGUGGUUUGGCACCCGGCAGUCCUGCACUUCCCGCCCCACAGAAACCUGGAACCUGCUGGGGAUCAGCCUCACCAUCCCUCACCCCCCAUCAUCAGAGCUCAGUAUGCACUAGUAAGACUACACCAGUAAGAAAAGGACAAAGACAGGACCCCAGUCGAUGCACCGCUUCCAGUGAAAAUAUUGAUGCAUCCUUGACUAUCGCACAAGCUCAGACUGUGGAGGCAGUUUCACAGAGCAGUGGCCUAGCAGUGACCUCCUGGGCCAAUGUGGCCUCCCAGCCUCCAAAGAAAGUAAUCCCCAAGAAAACGGUUAAUAAUGGCACUCCCUCCCAGAAGGAAACAUCUGUGCAGCAAGAAGAACAAGCCUCUGAGAAGAAGAAGAAGAAAGGGAAGAAGAAGAAGAAAUCCAAAAUGCCGGGUGAAGUUGGAGCGUUAGAGGAGUCUGAGGACCUGGUCAUUUAUCAGGAGCCACCCAAGUUUGAGGAUGAAGAAGAGUUUCCAGACUUGUCUCUGGCCUUCGCUGGUUUAGCCAGAGUGCAAGGCCACAACUCAGUAGUGUUGAGCAACAUGGCAAAACUAGUCAACAAGGAGGAGGGUCACAGAGAAGGAACAGGACUCCAGCCAGGUGACCAAAACAAGGACAAAGCCACAGCAGGAAAAGCUCUCCCUUCAGAGACAAAGAAGGGACAGAAAGCUGAGAAGACCAGUGGGAAGAAGAGCAAAGUCCCUGUGCAGCUGGAUAUUGGGAAUAUGUUGGCGGUUCUGGAGAAGAAACAGCAAACUCAGAAAGACAAGCAGGACACCAAAGGGGUUAUCCUCUCAGUUGGUGGGUCGCUACCUGUCGGCCAUAAGAACGCACUAAUCCAGAAGAAACCAUUGACACAGGAUAAGAUAGCCCACAACCCCUUGGACUCGACCAGCCCUCUGGUAAAGAAGGGCAAGCAGAGAGAGGUUCCCAAAGCUAAGAAACCCACACCGCUGAAAAGGGUGAUUCUCAAGGAGAGGGAAGACAGGAAACAGAACCGUUUGCUGGAGGAGCGGGCACUGCCCCCUUCAAGUGAAGAAUCCAAGAUGGCCGGGGAAAUAACAGAGGAGCUGUGUGAGGCCAUCGGCAUAGACCAGGACCAGCGUGACUCUCCAGAUGUAAGCAGUAGCCCUACUAGCCCCUCUGUGCUUGAGGAGCAGUCAGAAGUACAUGGGGAGACUGAGGGGGACACUGAGGAGGAGACUGAGAAGGAGACGGAGGAGACUGAAGAGCCAACCAACCACUCUCAGCCACAGCACUGCCCUCCCUUUCGACCCAAAAUCCACAGCAGGAAAUUCAGAGAUUACUGCAGCCAGGUGCUGAGUAAAGAUGUGGACGAGUGUGUGACCAACCUGCUGAAAGAGCUGGUGCGCUUCCAGGACCGGCUGUACCAGAAAGACCCUAUGAAGGCCCGCAUGAAGAGACGUCUGGUCAUGGGCCUCCGGGAGGUCCUCAAACACCUCAAACUCAGGAAGGUCAAGUGUGUUGUCAUCUCCCCCAACUGUGAACGGAUCCAAUCUAAAGGCGGUCUGGAUGAAGCUCUCCACACCAUCAUUGACACCUGUCGGGAGCAGGGCGUUCCCUUUGUGUUUGCCCUCUCCAGGAAGGCCCUGGGCCGGUGUGUCAACAAAGCUGUGCCUGUCAGCCUUGUGGGCAUCUUCAACUACGAUGGAGCACAGGACCAUUACCACAAAAUGAUUGAACUGUCGUCAGAGGCGAGGAGAGCUUAUGAGGUGAUGAUAGAAAACUUGGAGUUGACAUCACAAGGAGAACAAGAGAACCAAGUGGAUCAGCUAAGCACUGGGCCACUGCCAUCUCCACCAGCCUGCUCAGAAACAGAGGAGCCAGAGUACAUAAAACUGUGGAAGAAAAUGCUGGAGAAGGAAUGCAAUCACAAGUUUUUAAACUUCGAGGAGCAGUUUAACUCCGUCCCCAGGGCCAGUGACUGUAAAGAACAGAUGGAUGAGAAGAGUUGAUGAUGGAGACUGUGCCUAAAAACCCACUUGAUGCCAGCGCUGACUGUCAGUCCUGAAGGAAAUACUUGAUGGCACCCUAUUCCUUAUAGUGCUAUAUUUUCUUUGCCAGAGCCCUAUGAGUGCUAGGUUAGGGAAUAUUGUGCCAUUUCAGAUGCUGACAGAUCAACAUUUCCUGGGACCAAACCAAUCACUAGAAGUGAUCCUUCAGCAUGUAUUUACACUGCUCCAUGAUUGACAGGUUUAUUUACCUAAUGUGCCUAUAUAAAAUAGAAUUAAAUUAUACUUUAUCUGUGAAUGUUAGAUGAGCGACAUGACCUCCAGAGGUCCACAGUUUUUUUUUCUGAAACAAAAAAUGCCACACGGUUUUGUUUUCUUGUGUUCAAAUUAGGCAUAUUAUUUCCUUUGUCAAUCAUGUGUGUACUUAUUGUAUAAGGUUGAGAUUCAGUGAUUGUUUCUUUGAGGCUACACCAGUCAACAAAUGUCUGCUGUCAUAUACACUGAUAUGAACUUUGGUCUUUGACAUUAGCAUUAUGUCUCUUAAGAAUAAAAAUGUUUUGUCAUUAAUUGUCAAAACCUUUUUAUUUUACUAGGCAAGUCAGUUAAGAACAAAUUCUUAUUUUCAAUGACGGCCUAGGAACAGUGGGUUAACUGCCUGUUCAGGGGCAGAACGACAGAUUUGUACCUUGUCAGUUCGGGGAUUUGAACUUGCAACCUUUUGGUUACUAGUCCAACGCUCUAACCACUAGGCUACCCUGCCUAAUGAAGGUUAUAUAAUUUUGUUUACUUUGUUACAUUCAUGUGCAUUACUUUAUAUUUUUAAUUGUUAAAUGUCUUUUAUAAUAUUACAAUAAUUAUGGUUCAAUGAUCAAUAAUGAUCUAAAGUGAUGUAUAUUGUAUUUUUGAUGUAUAUUAUUGUUUUUACAUUCUAUUCCUUCAGAUGCAUCAUUUUGAAUGUGACUGUAGUGUCAAUGCAGUACAACAGCCCCCAAAUCAAAAUGAUCAAAGCUGUACAACGAAUCAGUUAUUCUUGUUUUAAGCAAUUACAAUGAAAAAUCUUAUUCAACAUUCAUCAAA
Messenger RNA from Oncorhynchus masou masou (cherry salmon), 3772 nucleotides. RefSeq names its product selenocysteine insertion sequence-binding protein 2-like. The coding region runs from base 173 to 2698 and encodes 841 amino acids. NCBI's taxonomy places the organism in Eukaryota, Metazoa, Chordata, Actinopteri, Salmoniformes, Salmonidae. Gene Ontology annotation, cellular component: ribonucleoprotein complex. The record is from RefSeq and is a predicted model, not a curated record. Gene Ontology annotation, biological process: selenocysteine incorporation. The transcript has 18 exons. Gene Ontology annotation, molecular function: mRNA 3'-UTR binding; ribonucleoprotein complex binding; selenocysteine insertion sequence binding.